This is a messenger RNA of Cucumis melo (muskmelon), 1405 nucleotides long. RefSeq names its product extensin-3. The record is from RefSeq and is a predicted model, not a curated record. NCBI's taxonomy places the organism in Eukaryota, Viridiplantae, Streptophyta, Magnoliopsida, Cucurbitales, Cucurbitaceae. Gene Ontology annotation, molecular function: electron transfer activity. The coding region runs from base 84 to 1073 and encodes 329 amino acids. The transcript has 2 exons.
AACAUCAAGAAUUCAAUCUCACAAAACUUAAAUUAGGUUUUGGGUUUCUAUAUUUGUUGAAAAGCUUUCCAUAAUAUCCAACCAUGGCUUUCAUAUGUUCAAAACUUAUCAUUCUGUUCAUUUGGGCAUGCAUCUCAACAAUAAGCUCUGCCAAUGGAGGUUGGUUUUGGGGACCAAAUUGCACUGUGCCUUCCAAACCUAGGCAUAGUCGAUCUCCGCCACCACCAUCACGGCGGCUACCACCAUCACCACCACCAUCACGACACCCACGAACUCCACCAUCACAACGGUUUCCACCCCCACCAUCACGACGAUUUCCCCCGUCACCACCACCAUCAAGACAUCCUCGAACACCACCAUCACAACGGUUUCCACCACCACCGCCACGAUCACGACGUCCUCGAACACCUCCACCAUCGCCACCAAUGCUAUCAUCGCCUCCACCACCAUCACGAAGGCCUCGAACACCACCACCAUCAAGACGUCCUCAAACACCUCCACCAUCACCACCAAUGUUAUCAUCGCCUCCACCACCAUCACCAAGGCCUCGAACACCACCCUCGCCAAUAGUGUCGUCACCACCACCACCACGAUCACGACGACCACGUACACCACCACCCCAAAGAAUACCACCACCACCGUGGUCAUUGCCAUCACCGUUGCCACCAUCUCCAUCACCAUCAUUACCACCCUCACCACUACCAACCCCACAAAGUCCAAGAAAGAUCAUAGUGGGUGGUUCCAAUCAAUGGCAGCUUGGCUUCGACUACACCGAUUGGGCGCUCAAAAACGGUCCCUUUUAUGUCAAUGAUAUUCUUGUGUUCAAAUAUGAUCCUCCAAACAUGUCAACUCCACCUCAUAGUGUUUAUCUGCUAACAAACAUGAGAAGCUUUGCCAAUUGUGAUUUAGGAAAGGCCAAAAUGUUAGCAAAUAUAAAACAGGGAAGUGGAGAUGGGUUUGAGUUUGUGCUUAAAGACCAAAAUCCUUACUAUUUUGCUUGUGGAGAAGGCAAUGGCUUCCAUUGCAAACUUGGAUCCAUGAAGUUCACCAUCACACCAAUACUUAAGGGUUGAUUGUUUUACGAGUUUUCUUGAUAAAACAAUAUUAUUUAACUAGGUGCAUCUUAAAAUAUAUCUAUCAUUGUGCAUUUUAUUCUAAUCAUAAAUGCAAAAUAAUUAUUCAAAAAUAUAGUUUUUAAAAAGUAAGAGAAGUUUGCCACGUGACAAACUAUGAUUGGACAAUUGAGUGAGAUACACAAAGAUAAAUAUAAAUUAAGAUACACAUUCUAAAUAUUUUUCUUCUUGAAAUACAUCAUCUUCUCGAACCCUCACAACAAUAUAAGUUAUAUAUGUAGUUACUACGGUUAAAUAAGAUAUCCCAAUGCAUGGGAGAAAAUGAUGACCCA